Molecule: messenger RNA, 549 nt
Organism: Didymodactylos carnosus
Lineage: Eukaryota; Metazoa; Rotifera; Eurotatoria; Philodinida; Philodinidae
Source: the annotation of a GenBank genome assembly
AUGGCGGCUAGCGAUAAGAAAGUUGAAUCUGUGUUAAAAGCCGACGUUGGCGACACGGGCAAAGGAAAGAAAGGCAAACCUCGAGCGAAACGUAAAUCGAAGCGUGGCAGUACUGGCAAAGUAGGAAAAGUAGUUAAAAAAACACGUAAACCACGAAAAUCUGGUCAAGGGAAGAAAAAGAAGGCAACGGAAGAAGAAGUGAAAGUAAAAGCACAAGAACAGCCGCAGGGAUCAAAACUGGCAGAUCCUCGGUCAUCGCGUAAAAGUGGUACUGACAAUUAUUUCACAUCAAUCUCCCUGACAAGACCUACUGGAGGAAGUACCGGUUCUAAGACAAAAGAAAAAUCGGCCCAGCACUCAAAGAGAACUUCGUCGGGAAGAAAGCAAAGAAUAAAAUCAAUCCUACUCGUUCGAAAUCUAGGCGAGAAACCUCAAGUCGGCAAUCGCACUCCGGACUCUGGUGAGGUACGGAAACGUACGGACGGUUUUCGCUGGUCUGGCGAAGGAGAAAAACGACAGCUGGAAGUUGUGAAUAUAUGCGCACACUGA